Molecule: messenger RNA, 1609 nt
Organism: Oncorhynchus masou masou (cherry salmon)
Lineage: Eukaryota; Metazoa; Chordata; Actinopteri; Salmoniformes; Salmonidae
Product: ubiquitin carboxyl-terminal hydrolase isozyme L5-like
Exons: 13
Coding region: 439-1371 (310 amino acids)
Biological process (GO): ubiquitin-dependent protein catabolic process; protein deubiquitination
Cellular component (GO): cytoplasm; Ino80 complex
Molecular function (GO): proteasome binding; cysteine-type deubiquitinase activity
Source: RefSeq, a predicted model, not a curated record
GGACGUGAGUAGAUUUUCUUGCAAACAACGGGCGGACAUCUUUGAUGCGGUAUCCAGAUCUUAUAAAUCUUCGAUUAGCGUGACAUUUUGAUUCAUUUUGUUAGCUAGGUAGCUAGCUAAGCUAACUAAUCACUACGAAUAUUAGAUUGCAGUAAAUUCACAUGCCCUACGGUCUUUUUUGAAAUCUUAACAUAGUAAUGUCUGGAAGCGCAGGAGAAUGGUGUCUUAUGGAAAGUGAUCCUGGUGUUUUCACAGAAUUGAUCAAAGGUUUUGAUGGGCAACUUUGAUGGAGGUGGGGGCUCAAAAACGGAACUCGUCAUGAGAGGCCGCAGUGAGAGGUCGCAUAUUCAUAUCCCCCCCCCCCGUGACAGCUAAGAUGCAUUUCAUUUUUAAAGGCGGAGGCAAAUGUUUCCAGUUUUUAAUGACAACUGAUGAUCAAUGGUCCCCACCCUAUUCGGUUGUAAAGGAGCUCAGGUGGAAGAAAUCUGGAGUAUGGAACCAGAGAAUUUUGAAAACCUCAAACCAGUUCAUGGGUUGAUCUUCCUGUUCAAGUGGCAACCAGGUGAGGAGCCGGGAGGAUCUAUCGUUCAGGAUUCAAGGCUUGACAACAUCUUCUUUGCCAAGCAGGUGAUAAACAAUGCAUGUGCUACCCAGGCCAUUGUGAGCGUGCUGCUGAACUGUACCCACUCUGACAUGCUGUUGGGAGAGACACUCACAGAGUUCAGAGAGUUUUCACUCAGCUUUGAUGCAGCUAUGAAAGGUCUGGCUCUCAGCAACUCUGAAGUUAUUCGACAAGUUCACAACAGCUUUGCCAGACAGCAGAUGUUUGAGUUUGACGCCAAGUCUUCUGCAAAGGAUGAGGAUGCGUUCCACUUUGUGAGCUACGUCCCUGUCAACGGCAGGCUCUAUGAGCUGGACGGCCUACGUGAAGGACCCAUCGACCUCGGUGUGUGCAACCAGGACGAUUGGAUCAACGCAGUUCGGCCAGUGAUUGAGAAAAGAAUACAGAAGUACAGUGAGGGAGAGAUCCGCUUCAACCUGAUGGCCAUUGUGUCCGACAGGAAGAUGAUUUACGAGAGGAAGAUAGCCGAACUGCAGAUCCAGCUAACAGAGGCAAAGCCAAUGGACACAGACCAGAGCAGCACCCUCCUCAGCUCCCUACAAUCAGAAAUUGCAAAGUAUCAGCUGCUGAUCGAUGAGGAGAAUCAGAAGCUCCAACGAUACAAGAUUGAAAACAUCAGACGAAAGCACAACUACCUACCCUUCAUCAUGGAACUGCUGAAAACACUGGCUGAAUACCAGCAGUUGAUACCAUUGGUGGAAAAGGCAAAAGAGAAGCAGAGUGCCAAAAAAGUCCAGGAAGCAAAGUGACCCCACAAACACACGCCCUUGUUAGUCAGUCAUCUUAUUCAUGUGAAAGGCCAUGGACCCUCUCCCCACAAUUGUAUCCUGUGAACCCGCCCCCCCCGCCAGACAUGAGCACAUGUGGUGGGACAGAACUGUGUUCACUGUCCCACCCAGGUCUACCCUUCAGCUGUAAUGCAUGCCUGGAAAGAUAUGUUUAAAUGGGCUUGUCUUAUUUUCAUAAUAAAAUGUUUAGAUGUUCGAA